GCCCGGAGGAUUCUCUCCCCGACGGGAGAAGCAGCCCAGCAGGAGCGGGGACACUGCCAGCCAUGCCCCGGGGAGCUGGGCACAGGGGCGGCUGAGGAUGGUGCCCAACCUACGUCCUGCCCUCCUCCUCCUCCUGCAGGCAUUUCUCCUCUGGGACAGCCAGGUUGCAGCCUCCAUCCAGGAGCAGUACUGUGAGAGCCUGCCACCUGUCACCAACCACACUGGUCCCCAGUGCAACGCCUCGGUGGACCUGAUCGGCACAUGCUGGCCGCGGAGCGCGGUGGGACAGCUGGUGGCUCGGCCCUGCCCCGAGUACUUCUAUGGCGUGCGCUACAACACCACCAAUAAUGGGUACAGGGAGUGCCUCGCAAAUGGGAGCUGGGCAGCACGUGUCAACUACUCCCAGUGCCAGGAGAUCCUCAGUGAAGAGAAGAAGAGCAAGCUGCACUACCACAUUGCUGUCAUCAUCAACUACCUGGGCCACUGUGUUUCGCUGGGGGCCCUCCUCGUGGCAUUUGUCCUCUUCAUGCGCCUGCGGAGCAUACGGUGCCUGAGAAACAUCAUCCACUGGAACCUGAUCACAGCCUUCAUCCUACGCAAUGCCACAUGGUUCGUGGUGCAGCUCACCAUGAACCCAGAGGUGCACGAAAGCAAUGUGGUUUGGUGCCGCUUGGUCACUGCUGCCUACAAUUACUUCCAUGUCACCAACUUUUUCUGGAUGUUCGGCGAGGGUUGCUACCUGCACACGGCCAUCGUGCUCACCUACUCCACGGACAAGCUCCGCAAGUGGAUGUUCAUCUGCAUCGGCUGGUGUAUCCCCUUUCCCAUCAUCAUUGCCUGGGCCAUUGGGAAGCUCUACUACGACAACGAGAAGUGCUGGUUUGGGAAGCGAGCAGGUGUUUAUACUGACUACAUUUACCAAGGCCCCAUGAUCCUGGUGCUUCUGAUCAACUUCAUCUUUCUAUUCAACAUUGUUCGGAUCCUCAUGACGAAGCUCCGAGCUUCAACCACAUCAGAGACAAUCCAGUACAGGAAAGCAGUCAAGGCCACACUGGUGCUGCUGCCCUUGCUGGGGAUCACCUACAUGCUGUUCUUUGUCAACCCAGGGGAGGAUGAGAUCUCCAGGAUAGUCUUCAUCUACUUCAACUCCCUUCUGGAAUCUUUCCAGGGCUUCUUCGUCUCUGUCUUCUACUGCUUCCUGAACAGCGAGGUGCGAUCAGCUGUACGGAAGCGGUGGCACCGGUGGCAGGACAAGCAUUCCAUCCGUGCCCGCGUAGCGAGGGCCAUGUCCAUCCCCACCUCCCCAACCCGUGUCAGCUUCCACAGCAUCAAGCAAUCCACGGCUGUCUGAGCUGGGAGCGAGAGGUUGCACUGGGAGCCAAUGUCCCCACUGUGGGGACCAGCAUAGGACCUGCCUGUGGUCCCAGCCCCACAAGGAGACCGUGAACUCAUUCGGUCACGGGACACCUGCACAGCUUCUGCCCUAUAUGCUGGGAAGGCCUAGAGGACAGGACAGCUGAGAUGCUGCUUUGUCAUUUCCCUGGCAGCUGUGUGACCUGCUGGCAUGGUAGAAAGAGCCAUGAAAAGCCAGAAGGAUCUGGAGAUGUUGCAGUAGCUUUCUGCCAGCUCCAUCCUAGGCACGAUGUCUCAUGUCACUGCCUUUAUCGGGUUUGUCUGCUUUCAGGUGACAGGACACCAGGACAUUGCUGGGACAGAUUAUGGGGCUAGUUCCCUGGGAAGCUGGGUCAGCCUUCCAGUGAGCACAUGAUGGAAUGCUGCUGGUGGGGAGGGAACUCUCUAGAAGAGCCAAAGUCCUGUGUGUUGGAAGCGGAUGGAUGGGAAGCCCUGGAGUGAUUGUAGAAAUUGCUUUAUGUGGCUGGAUUUUUGUAGCACUGGGGUUGAGUCCUUCCCCUGUCUCUUGCUGGGUCUCCAGAUGUCCUGUAACUGCUGCUUGGUCUGACCAGGUCAUUUCUCAUCUUGACACCUAAGGUGGGAUAAAGCGAUGGGAUGGGAGAGGGGAGGGAAUUCCCCUCCCACAGGGAUGGGUCCCAGGGGCUCUGAACAGACACACAGAGUGGGCUUGAUCUAGAGGGAAACACAGGAAUCAGUUUAAUCCUCUGGUCCAUCCCAGAUGGAUCCACAGGUCUCUGCAAAGACCUGGACCUCAGGGUGACUCCAUGUCUGUGCUCAGAGGGUGGAAAGGUGAGGGAGCCCUGCAGUGGAGCAGUGGCUGAGGUCCCCAAAGGCAGCUAGCACAGGGAAAGACCCUGGUUGUGCCCCCUCCUCCUUGCCCUGCUUUUACCUGGGCAGGUGGGCCCAGUGCCAAAGCUGCUUCUUGCUCUUGUGCAGGGGAUGGGACCAAACCAUCCCCACACUAGGGUUAAGUGCCUUGGAGGAGCAGCAGCCUCCUUCCCUCCCUUCCUAUCUCUCUCCCCAUUCUGGGGACUCCAGAUUGUCCCCAGUUCCCCCUCUCCCAUUGCCCUCUUCCAUGUGGUUACCAAAAGCAGCUGAGCAGAGAGGUCCUUGCAAGUGGAGGGAUUUGCCUUCACCUCUUUGGAGCCACCCUUUCCUUGUCCCAUACAAGGUCUGGGGAUGCCCAGGCAGGGGACAGAUUACAGCACGUUUAUGGGCUGUCUGCCCUCUGUAUCACAGGGAUUUUGCCACUGGGGCCUUACAGGAUCUGGUGUGAGCCCCUUCACACUUCUGUGCCUCAGUUCUCCCUCUAUAAAGAACAGGCAUAAAGGUUUCCUGCCCUGGGGACAUAUAAGCAUCAUUGAAAUUGCAGUAUUCUGUGAUUUCCGCAGAAUAUAACACCAGAAAGGAAUAAAAUCUUGCUUUUUUUUUUUUUUUUUUUUCUUUAAAGGGAAGCAUAUGGAAAAACCUCUGGGUUCUUCAAACAUUUGCGAGAUUCAGUAGUUUGGAGCAAAUUCCUCCCACUUCCCUCCCAUUUUGAUUUUCUACCUGCAUGUCUACAGUGCAGCGAAACUAGAAAUAUCCCAUUGACCCCAAUAGCCUGUUGGGAACAGCAACAGUCCCCAGUAUGACACAGUGACCACAACAAGGACCAUAACCUGCACAUGGGGCACGUUUCUGUCCUUGGUCAAGUUCAGCCACUGCCAGUGGUCCCAAAAACUGCCCCUUCUUCAAAAUACGGGUGUGAAAACGACCCCUGGAGUUAUGCAAUGGGAGAAGUGGCAAUUCCCAGCUCUAUGGACACUUUCUGCUGGUGCCCUACAAGGAGUAGACUUGUGUCUUCUGUGUCUUGGUUUCUCUGUUGGGUACUUUGGCAGGAGCUAAUAAAGAUCUGCUGGCAAUGGAGAAGGGAAAAUGCCCCAGAGAUACUUUUUUUCAUCAUCCCUGCGAAUGAUGUUGCCAAAAAAUGAUGUGCUACAUGAUAAAUUUGGAUAUUUCUAAAGUAGGGUAUUUUGGUGGAAAGAAGCUGGAAAUUGAAAAACCAAAGAAAGAAACCCAAACAGAAGCAUCUGUGUUCACAUCUCUGUUUUUCCCUUCUCCUCCUGGUGGUCUGCUCCAACUGAUGUGACUUUGCUUUCCAUAGCUGGAGUGUGUAUUCUCAGUCUUGUUUGAUUAAAAAUACUUCGAUUCCUCUUACAAAGACUUCUGGGGCAUGUUUAUCUUUUGGAAAAGACAACCCUGGCAUGUCCCAUCCCCAGUUUCCAUUGGAGUAUCCUCACAUUGCACUGGGCUCAGCAUCCCACUGGUCCACACUUUUUUGUCUCCUUUUACCCCAAAUCCAUGUGCCCAGAGCAUGGAAGUGGCUCCCCACAAGGUAUUCACACCAUCUCAUCCAAGAGAAUCCCACACAGGUUUUCCAGACAAAUAUCAUCAAAGCUGGAAAAUGUCCUCCAGGUUUUCUCCCUUGCCAGGUGAGCUAAUACAGAAUAAAAAUGUAAUGUGUUUCACAGCAGGAGGGAGGGUCCUUUCACCUUCGUUUCAUAUAUCAAUGUUUAUAAAUGAAAUUCAGACACAAGCAGAUUUCUGGUCAAGCUCUUCUGAUGCAAAAUUAAUUUGUUCAUCAUACAGAACCUUGGAGAGCACUGUAAUUUAGUAAGCACCAUGCACAUAAAUAAUAAUUACAGGUUCCUGCUGAUUACAUGAUUGUAUUUAAAGUUAUCAAGUAACUCUGAGAUUGAUGACUGUGUUUCUGACAAGGCUGAAGCCUUUUUGGAUCUGUGUUAACCCUUUAUGUUAUCCUGGUACCUUUCAGGGCUGGGAAAAGCAAAACAGGACUCCAAAGAUGGGAUCCACAGUGGGAUAUCCAUGCUAUGGGAUACCCAAGCUUGUUGUGUUCCAGGGCUGCAGGAUCAUGUCCAGGGAGGCUACAGUUACUGGUGAUUGGCAUGAGAAUUCAACAAGAUGGGUCUCUGCUUGGUUAAGCUCAGAAAACCACUUAUUCAACUUAAAUCAGAGACAGAGACAGCCCAGAACAGAGGCAGGGUGGUGGGUGUUAUGGGAUGUUAUGUCAGGGUGGAGUUUAAGGUCAGGAUCUAAGAGGGACACAGCAAGGGAGAAACCCCAGGGGCUCAAACCCAAUCAGAACACCCUGGGCUGCCACCCCACGAGGGGUCUGGCAUGGGGCAACUCUUCCUUGAGGUAGAGGAAUGGAAUUUACUCUUCCUGGGCUUUAAAGCCACUGCUUCUCACUUUAACAAUGCUUAUCUGAAACUCAAUCUUUGCCUCCCUGGGCAGAGGCACCUCACACAAGCUAUGGGAUAUGCCAGUGGAAUGACACACAGAAGCUUCUCCAUCACACUGAGAUGGAUUUUUAUUUAGGUUCUUUAUUUGGUUGAUACAUUAAACCCACUACGGAGGUUUUUACCAGGCCUGGAGUCCCACCCUCAGCCCCACCAUCUGGGAUCAAAGUUUGGGUGCCCUGAGAUACAUCCCCAGCAAACCAAGGGCCAGCAAUGGAGAAAACCUGUCCUCCAGAGUCUGAAUGGAGGCAGAGGGAAGCUCAUGAUCCUGAUUUGCUGUGGCAGUUCUGUGCCUUCAUUCCACCUUCCAGGCAGGCUGCCCUGUACAAAUAUCCCCACUGCCAGUGCCAGGACCUCCCAGUUCUAUGGCACGUCAGUUGGAGGGUUUGUGGCUGGUACUAAAAGCAAAGUGGGGCUGUCAUUCCCCUUACUCAGACAACACAUAUCUGUCUGGUGGUCCACAGCUUUGGGCCAUUCCUGGAUGUUGAACCCUGCUGUACCUUCCCAGGCAGAUAAGGACUCUAGAGAGGAUGUGAAGUCAGGAGGGAGAGGAAAUCUUGUGGCAGUUUUACAGCCCAGUAGGUUCCGUUGUGGCUUUCAGCACUGUCAGCCUCAAGAUGCUUCUCAUCUGUGAUGUGUUGUCCUUCAAACACUAAUAAACUCCCAAAUAAAUAUUUCAUCCUUUAAUUCCAA
Molecule: messenger RNA, 5405 nt
Organism: Parus major (Great Tit)
Lineage: Eukaryota; Metazoa; Chordata; Aves; Passeriformes; Paridae
Product: corticotropin-releasing factor receptor 1
Exons: 13
Coding region: 98-1351 (417 amino acids)
Biological process (GO): cell surface receptor signaling pathway; adenylate cyclase-activating G protein-coupled receptor signaling pathway
Cellular component (GO): plasma membrane; neuron projection
Molecular function (GO): G protein-coupled peptide receptor activity; corticotrophin-releasing factor receptor activity; corticotropin-releasing hormone receptor activity
Source: RefSeq, a predicted model, not a curated record